AUGUUAAUUAUUACACUAUUUAACAAGUAUGUAAUAUUUGCUUCAUUACAGAUCUUGGAUACAAAAGACCUACAGGUAUUUAAAGUGACCGUAAAUGGACAGGAUGCAAAAUUCGUUUUUGGAGAAAAGCACAGUUUCAAGGGGACCCCCCUGGAAAUCACGCUUCCUUUUGAACUAAGAAGGGGACAAGAAGCAAUUGUCGAAAUCUCUUUUGAAAGCUCUCCGAAGUCUUCAGCUCUCCAAUGGUUUACUCCAGAGCAAACUUCUGGAAAGAAACACCCAUUUCUCUUCAGCCAGUGUCAGGCUACCCACUGCAGAGCCAUCUUCCCAUGCCAAGACACACCUGCUGUGAAACUAACCGACUAUGCAGAGAUAUCCGUUCCUAAAGAGUUGGUGGCUCUUAUGAGUGCUAAUCGCGAUGGAGAGAUGCCUGACCCAGAGGACAGCAGUCGCAAGAUAUACCAUUUCAGUCAGAACGUUCCCAUACCUUGCUACUUGAUUGCUUUAGUGGUUGGAGCUUUAGAAAGCAGAAAGAUUGGCCCAAGGACACUGGUGUGGGCUGAAAAGGAGCUAGUGGAUAAAUCGGCCUAUGAAUUUGCUGAGGCUGAAGCUAUGCUGAAAACAGCAGAAGAUUUAGCAGGACCCUAUGUAUGGGGACAAUAUGAUUUGUUAGUCUUACCACCUUCUUUUCCUUACGGUGGUAUGGAGAAUCCCUGUCUUACUUUUGUAACUCCAACACUAUUGGCAGGUGAUCGAUCUCUAUCAAAUGUUAUUGCUCAUGAAAUCUCUCACAGCUGGACAGGAAACUUAGUAACAAACAAAACAUGGGAGCAUUUCUGGUAG
Fulmarus glacialis (Northern fulmar) is the source of this 843-nucleotide messenger RNA. Its product is annotated as leukotriene A-4 hydrolase-like. NCBI's taxonomy places the organism in Eukaryota, Metazoa, Chordata, Aves, Procellariiformes, Procellariidae. The coding region runs from base 1 to 843 and encodes 280 amino acids. Gene Ontology annotation, cellular component: cytosol; nucleus. The transcript has 9 exons. Gene Ontology annotation, molecular function: leukotriene-A4 hydrolase activity; aminopeptidase activity; epoxide hydrolase activity. The record is from RefSeq and is a predicted model, not a curated record. Gene Ontology annotation, biological process: proteolysis; peptide catabolic process; leukotriene biosynthetic process.